Messenger RNA from Babjeviella inositovora NRRL Y-12698, 1632 nucleotides. Its product is annotated as RNA-binding GTPase. Lineage: Eukaryota; Fungi; Ascomycota; Pichiomycetes; Serinales. The coding region runs from base 27 to 1526 and encodes 499 amino acids. Gene Ontology annotation, molecular function: GTP binding. Gene Ontology annotation, cellular component: nucleolus. The record is from RefSeq and is a predicted model, not a curated record. The transcript has a single exon.
CUUCUUUUCCACGCAACAUCACCAAAAUGAGAGUUAGAAAGCCAACGUCCAAGAGAAGCACCACUAGAAUGAAGGAGGGGAUCAAGAAGAAGGCGGCUGCCCAGAACCGUAAGAACAACAAGGCCGCCCGUAAGGACACCACCUGGAAGUCGAGAAUCAACAAGGACCCAGGUAUCCCUGCCUCUUUCCCCUACAAGGACCGCAUUGUGUCCCAGAUUGAGGAUAAGAGAAGAGAGGAGCUUGAAAGAAAACAGGAGCAACGUGCCGCUAGAACCCAGGCCCGCGCCGAGGCUGCUGCCAGAGGCGAGAUGCUUGUUGACUCCGACGAGGAGGACUUUGUCGAUGCCGAGUCCAAUCCAUUGUCUGCGUUGUUAGAAUCAGCACAGGCUGCUGCUAAGGACUACGAGGGUGAGGAGUCUGACGAUGAGGAGAUGUCUGAGGAGGAGGAUGUUGAGUACGACAUUUCCGACGCUGAGGUGGAUGCUGGUGAUGUGGACAAGUCGCGCAAGGCCUACGACAAGAUCUUCAAGACCGUCAUUGAGGCGGCCGACGUCAUUUUAUACGUGCUCGAUGCUCGUGACCCAGAGGCCACCAGAUCCAAGCAGGUCGAAGAAGCUGUUUUGCAAGCACAAGGCAAGAGAUUGAUCUUGAUUUUGAAUAAGAUUGAUUUGGUGCCAGCCGAUGUGCUCAAGCAAUGGUUGGACUUCCUCAAGUCUUCCUUCCCUACCCUCCCAUUGAAGGCAACUUCCAACAUGUCAAACCCAACCACUUCUUAUAACAAGGGCAUGACCCAGGCCGUCACCUCCGGUGCCUUGUUGAAGGCGUUGAAGUCCUACGCUGCCAAGUCUAACUUGAAGAGAUCCAUCAUUGUCGGUGUCAUUGGUUACCCUAAUGUCGGUAAGUCUUCCAUCAUCAAUGCCUUGACCUCCAGACACGGAAAGAACGGCCAGGCCUGUCCUACCGGUAACAAGGCCGGUGUCACCACCUCCUUGAGAGAAGUCAAGAUUGACAACAAGUUGAAGGUUUUGGACUCCCCAGGUAUCGUGUUCCCAUCCUCCAAGCAGACCAAGUCCCAGCAAGAAGCCAAGUUAGCCUUGUUGUCUGCGAUCCCACCAAAGGCCAUCUCUGACCCGCUCCCAGCGGUCCAGUUGUUGAUCAAAAAGUUGUCCAAGGACACCUCAAUGGCCGACGCCUUCAAGAAGUACUACAGCUUGCCACCAAUCAGCUCCAGCGACGUUGACGAGUUCACCAAGCAGGUGUUAAUUCACGUCUCCCGCAAGGCCGGGAGAUUAGGCAGAGGCGGGAUUCCAAACUUGGAGGCCGCUGCCAUGUUGAUUUUGACCGACUGGAGGGACGGAAGAAUUUCUUCCUGGACCAUUCCGAAGAAUUCCAAGGUUGCUGACGUGGCUGUUGAAGUGAAGAAGUCCGCUCCAGUGCAGCAGGCGACCGCUGCUCAGACUACCAUUGUGGCUGAGUGGUCCAAGGAGUUUGACUUGGAUGGAUUGUUGAGUGGUGCUUUUGACUAGGCAAGGAGAGCAAACUUCAGCGGAGCUUUUCGAAGCUUGUUCCUGUGAGUCGGGUGGACUCCGUAUGUAUAUUACUUUUAUUUCGUUCACAUCGAGUAUAUUUCGC